AUGAUCAAUACGAAUUCCAAAGCAACAAGCAUGGAAAAUGAUAGUGGCAAUCAAAGUCCCGUACAAUCAACCAACAGUCAUGAUGACAACACUUUUGAAUCGGGCACAAUUGGAUCAUUAACAAGCCUUUCAAUAGAUCCGCAAGAAAUCGAAGGAGUUCAUUAUGGCAAAUGCAAAUGGUUUAAUGUGGCCAAAGGUUGGGGUUUUAUAACACCCAACAAUGGUGGUCCCGAAGUGUUUGUCCAUCAGAGUGUUAUACAAAUGAUCGGAUUUCGAUCGUUGGCAGAACAAGAAGAUGUUGAAUAUGAAUGUCACAUGACAAAAAGAGGACUUGAGGCCACACGAGUUUCUGGUAGACAAGGAAAUGAUUGUCAUGGCAGCACUUUUCGGCCGCGCUUCAAAAAAAGUAAUCGCCGUUUACGCUGCUACAAUUGUGGUAAAUUUGCUAACCAUCUGGCUUCGAAAUGCAAAUUAGAACCGCAGCCUAAACGUUGUCAUUUGUGUCAACAGGAGGAUCACUUGUUUGCUACAUGUCCCUCCUCAAAACAAAAUUCCAGAAAUGACUCCCAGCCCCAUACCACCAAUGAUGAACAUUCCUUUGCCAGUGAACAUGACAUCAAUAAUCUGCCAGAUUUAACUGAUGAAUCCAGAUAA
Molecule: messenger RNA, 654 nt
Organism: Calliphora vicina (urban bluebottle blowfly)
Lineage: Eukaryota; Metazoa; Arthropoda; Insecta; Diptera; Calliphoridae
Gene: lin-28
Product: lin-28
Exons: 5
Coding region: 1-654 (217 amino acids)
Biological process (GO): pre-miRNA processing
Cellular component (GO): nucleus; cytoplasm
Molecular function (GO): mRNA binding; zinc ion binding
Source: RefSeq, a predicted model, not a curated record